CUUGAAUAGAACUCUACCCAAGCUUUUCUCUCUGUCCGUAUCAGCCGCCUCCAUGGCGCAUCCCAAGCCUUAGAGAUCUGUUUUUCUCUUGUCUUCAAACCCUCAAAAAAAGAUGGCAACUUCUUACAAAAAUCUGAUCUUAUACACAUCACUCUGUCUAACACUCACCCUCAUUCUCAAAUUGCUCAAAAUCCCAAUCUUUUUUCUUCAUGGGCUCUUCACUUAUAUUCACCCGGAUGCUGUUGACAACUCCAAGGGUAUCAAAGCAGCUAUUCGAAGACCCGAUUCGGAUUCUUCAAGUUUUGAGCUCAAAAAGAGGGGCAGAUCCAAAGAGAAGUACGAAUUCGAUGAAAACAAUGCUCAGAUCUUCAGGUUGAAGCUGGACGAGGGUCAUCUCGAAACGCGAAUCUAUUUCAAAGAGUAUUGUGAUGCUUUUAGGCUCUCUCUUGUUGGGGUUUUGUGUUUAUUGCUUAAGAUUUUUUUAAGUGUUUCGGAGGAUUCUGGGGUUUUGGGAAAUGAGGUUCUGGUUCCGGUGCUUUUGGGGGUUGUGGGUGUGGGUAAAGUGUUUGUGAUUCUCGCAAAGGUAUCGUUCGAGAAAUCGGCGUCGAAGAGGUCUGAGAAGCAAUUGAGUGUUGGUAUGGGGUUUUUGGGGUUUUUGUUAGGGUCUAUUAUUUGUUGUGAAUUGGCUCCCUCAGUUUUUGAUGUUAAAUUUGGAUCAAUUGAUGGGUUUGGGAGGAUUUCUGUUGCUCUUUUGAUGGGCUGCUUUUCGGGUUUCUUGUUUAUGCCUGCAACCAAGUGUGCUCGGGCAUUUUGGAUUGGAACUGAUCAGCUUCGAUGGAAUUUGUCAAUAAUUUCAUGUGGCUGGAUUGCUAGAGUGAUCCUUUAUGUUAAUUAUCUGUUAAUUGUGUUCACAGCAUUGCUCUGGAUUAAACCAAUGACAGCAGUCCUUGUCAAUGUAAACAAUAGUGAUACUAAAGAAGCAAUCGGGAAUGCUGACAAAUUGGUUGAGAAUUUGGGUAUAUCCCAAUCAGAUUUUGAGAAGCUUAGAGUUUGGUGUUUGUUGCUUUCGGGGAUUUUGCAAGUUGUGGCUUUGCGCCCGAACUUGCAAAUGUAUUUGAAUGAAGCAGUGUUGUCGUGGUACCAGCGAUUGCACGCUAGCAAGGUUCCGGACUUGGAUUUUAGCAGGGCAAAGGUGUUUCUGCACAAUCACUACUUAUGCCUUGUAGUUUUGCAGUUUUUUGCACCGCCAGCACUGGUACUUCUCUUUCUUGGCUUGUCUCAGGUUGAGAGUAACUUAUUUGAAAAUUUCCAGUUCAUAAGUAGUUUACUGCCUUGCUCUGCUUCUUUUAAAGAGGUUGCUUUGUUAUUGGCUUGGUGGGUUGUCUUUGUUUGGGCGAUUUUUACUUCAGCAAGCCUUUUGUUGUAUCGGCGUGGCACUUUGUAUGUUUCAUGAUGACACUGUAUUUUUUUGUCUUGGCCUAAAAUAGUCGGCCAUUGAGUUGGGUUUUAUUUGUUCCUUUGAUAAGUUUUGUGCUUGUAUCGAUCUUGUAUCCGUUUAUCUGUUUGAUGACUUGCAACUUACAACAAUGAAGAACUCCUUAGAGGUUUUACACUUGA
Vitis riparia (riverbank grape) is the source of this 1617-nucleotide messenger RNA. RefSeq names its product transmembrane protein 161B. The transcript has a single exon. Bases 113 to 1453 code for a protein of 446 amino acids. The record is from RefSeq and is a predicted model, not a curated record. NCBI's taxonomy places the organism in Eukaryota, Viridiplantae, Streptophyta, Magnoliopsida, Vitales, Vitaceae.